AUGUUUUACCUGGUUGGCCUCGGACUUGGUGAUGCUAAGGAUAUCACAGUUAAAGGUUUAGAAGUAGUUAAACAUGCUAAACGUGUUUACUUGGAAGCUUACACGUCUAUCCUGACUGUCGGGAAAGACCAACUGGAAAACUUCUAUGGUCGAGAAAUAAUCCUUGCUGACAGAGAAAUGGUGGAGCAAUGUUCAGAAACAUUAUUACAAGAUGCUGUCACUGAGGAUGUGGCUUUUCUUGUUGUUGGAGAUCCUUUUGGAGCCACAACUCACACAGAUCUUGUGCUAAGGGCCAAGCAAGAAGGUAUACCUGUUUCUGUUGUCCAUAAUGCAUCUAUCAUGAAUGCUGUUGGCUGCUGUGGUUUGCAGCUCUACAACUUUGGUGAGACAGUUUCAAUUUGUUUUUGGACAGAAACAUGGCAGCCAGAUAGUUUUUAUGACAAAAUUGCAGUGAAUCUGGAAAGAGGCAUGCAUACUUUAUGCUUAUUAGAUAUAAAAGUUAAAGAACAAAGCAUUGAAAAUUUGAUGCGUGGUCGAAAAAUUUAUGAACCUCCAAGAUUUAUGACUGUUGCCCAGGCUGCUGAACAACUUGUUACCAUAAUCCAAAGAAAGAAAGAAAAAGGCAAAGAAACUGUGUCAACGCACAGCCUGUUCAUCUAUUUUGUUUGUGGAAUAAUGUUUUCUUACACACAUAUACGUGUGCACACAUGUUCACAGUAG
This is a messenger RNA of Acanthosepion pharaonis, 720 nucleotides long. The record is from the annotation of a GenBank genome assembly. Lineage: Eukaryota; Metazoa; Mollusca; Cephalopoda; Sepiida; Sepiidae.